This is a messenger RNA of Leptidea sinapis, 1444 nucleotides long. RefSeq names its product la protein homolog (gene La). The record is from RefSeq and is a predicted model, not a curated record. Gene Ontology annotation, cellular component: cytosol; cytoplasmic stress granule; nucleus. The coding region runs from base 139 to 1284 and encodes 381 amino acids. Gene Ontology annotation, biological process: RNA processing; positive regulation of translation. NCBI's taxonomy places the organism in Eukaryota, Metazoa, Arthropoda, Insecta, Lepidoptera, Pieridae. Gene Ontology annotation, molecular function: RNA binding. The transcript has 7 exons.
CAUUCACAUUGCCAUUUUAAAUCCACGCGGUUUACUCGUUACUUGUUCAAUACUGUUCAAAACUGAAGUUAUUAAAUUUAAUAACACAAAUUUACUGUUUUUUUUUAAUUUUAUUGUCGUUAAUAAAACUUAAUAGAAAUGACAGAAGAUAAAGAAGUAGCCGCAUCAGAGAAUGGCAAGGAAAAUACUCAAAGUGAGAGUAACGACGAGCUGUCAGAUUUAGAAAGCUCAAUUAUUCGACAAGUGGAGUACUACUUUGGUGAUGUGAAUCUUCCUAGAGACAAAUUCCUAAAAGAGCAGAUAAAUCUGGAUGAUGGAUGGGUUCCCCUUGAUAUUAUGAUCAAAUUUAAUCGCCUUGCUAAACUUACUCUUGAUACUGAUGUUAUAGCAAAUGCACUCAGUAAAUCUACAUCAGGAUUACUUGAGAUUUCAGAGGAUAACAAUAAAGUAAGAAGAAAUCCAGAACUUCCAAUACCUGAGAUGAAUGAAGAACGCCGCAAAGAACUCUCAUCCAGAACAAUAUAUGCUAAAGGUUUCCCAAAAGAUGCUGUUUUAGAUGACAUCCUUACAUUCUUUAAAAAAUUUAAUGAUGUAGAGAAUAUUAUUAUGAGGAGAUAUCAAGACAGACAAACUAAGAAGAAGAACUUUAAGGGCUCAGUUUUUGUUACAUUCAAAACAAAAGAGCAGGCUCAAAAACUCAUAGAAGAAAAGGAUUCAUUGAAAUAUAAUGACACACAAUUAAUAAUACUCUGGCAAGAGGAGUAUGUAAACAAGAAACAGGAGGAGUAUUUGGCAAUGAAAGAGAAUAAACAAAAGAAAACCCAGGAAAAAGAGCAAAAACAAGUAAAUGAUGAGAAAGACAACCUAAAACUGCCAAAUGGUGCUGUGCUGUUCUUUAGUGAAUGUAAGGACAAACUGACCAGGGAAAAAAUAAAGGAAGCCUUAACAAAUUUAGGUGCAGAUGUUGCAUACAUAGAUUUUAACUCUGGUGAUACACAAGGCUGGGUAAGACUGUCAAAAGAGAAUGCUGCUAAAGAAUUGGCAGAGAAAAUUCCUGAUGGUAUUAUAAAAAUUGAUGAUACUGAUAUUAAAUUCAAACUUAUUGAAGGUGAUGAAGAGAAAGCCUAUUUGGAAAAAACUAUUGAUGAAAUGGCAAAAAGACGGAAGAACAUGAAGAACUUUAAACAAAACAAGGGUAAAAACUUCAGGGGUAAAGGGAACAGGAAGCGAAAACAUGAGGGCAAUGAUAACACUCCUCCCGCUAAAGUGAAAGCUGAUAAUUAGACAUUUAAAUAUGUAUUAUAGUUAAGAAUAUGAUUACAGAUAAGUUAUGAAUAUUGUUAAAACAAUAUUAUGUACAUGUUUUUUAACGUGAUUGUGAAGAUUUAUAUUUCUUAAUAAAUAUUAUCUUUAUUAUUGUGUAAUUGUUCACAUGUGUAAGAAA